CUCUCUGGACGGUGGGAUGCUCGCGGUGGUUCCGAGUGCCGCCGGCCCGGGCUGUGCCCGCAGCCCUGCCCGUACACAGCCCGCAUCUGCCGGGCUCUGGGUGCGGAUGUGCUGAGCUCAUGGUGCUGUCACAGCUCCGUGCCGCGGGAUAACGCGGCCGCUCUGCUGCUUCCCCAGGUCCUCCAUCCUCAGCGAAGUCUCCACACGGUCCAGAUCUAAAUUGCCAUCGGGCAAGAAUAUUCUCGUUUUUGGUGAUGAUGGUUCAGGCAAAACCACACUUAUGGCUAAAAUACAGGGAGCAGAGCAUGGCAAGAAAGGAAGAGGACUGGAAUACUUGUAUCUGAAUAUUCACGAUGAAGACAGAGAUGAUCACACUCGCUGCAACGUCUGGAUCCUGGAUGGAGACUUGUACCACAAAGGGCUGCUGAAGUUUGCAGUUUCUGCUGAAUCCCUGCAAGACACCAUCGUGGUCUUUGUUGCAGAUAUGUCUAGACCUUGGACUGUUAUGGAGUCUUUACAGAAAUGGGCCAGUGUCUUGCAAGAGCACAUUGAUAAGAUGAAAAUUCCUCCAGAAGAGAUGAGGCACAUGGAGCAGAAGUUUAUAAAGGAGUUUCAGGAGUAUGUAGAACCUGAAGAAGGCUACCAAGGAUCACCUCAGAGAAGAGGCCCCUCAUCUGGCCAGGAGGAUGAACAUGUUUCCCUGCCCCUCGGAGACAACGUGCUGACUCACAACCUGGGCAUUCCUGUGCUCGUGGUGUGCACAAAAUGUGAUGCAGUGAGUGUCUUGGAGAAGGAGCACGACUACAGGGAAGAACACUUUGACUUCAUUCAGUCACACAUCCGCAGAUUCUGCCUACAGUAUGGGGCUGCCUUGAUUUAUACAUCAGUUAAGGAGGAGAAGAACCUUGACCUGUUGUAUAAGUACAUUGUACAUAAAACCUACGGUUUCCAGUUUACCACGCCUGCCUUAGUGGUAGAGAAGGAUGCAGUUUUUAUACCUGCUGGUUGGGACAAUGAAAAAAAAAUUGCCAUUUUACAUGAAAACUUCACUACAGUAAAACCAGAAGAUGCAUAUGAGGACUUCAUUGUAAAACCUCCUGUAAGAAAGUUAGUCCAUGACAAAGAGCUGGCAGCAGAAGAUGAGCAAGUAUUUCUUAUGAAGCAGCAGUCGUUCCUUGCCAAACAGCCAGCAACGCCUACAAGAGCAUCAGAAUCUCCUGCACGAGGCCCUGCAGGAUCUCCAAGAACUCAAGGCAGAGCUGGUCCCGCCAAUGUACCCAGUGCCUCACCAAUCACAUCAGUUAAGAAACCAGAUCCAAAUAUUAAAAAUAAUGCUGCAAGUGAAGGUGUCUUGGCUAGUUUCUUUAACAGUCUCUUGAGCAAAAAGACUGGCUCUCCUGGAAGUCCUGGUGCUGGAGGAGUGCAAAGUACAGCCAAGAAAUCAGGACAAAAGACAGUUUUGGCAAAUGCUCAGGAGGAGCUGGACAGGAUCACCCGCAAGCCUGACUCCAUGGUAACAACAAACUCUCCUCCAACAGAGAACGAGGCUUGAUAAGGCAGAACAAUGCAGAUGUAAAUGACCAAAUAACUAUGUAUAGUGAUCUGAUAAGACCAGGAAUUUUCUGCUAUGGCAGAUGCUAUCAGUUUUCACGGGGCAGGGGAAAUGAACUUACUACAUCAUUGCCUUGUCCCAGUAAAAAGUGCACAUUCAGGAAGUUUGCAUAUAAAAUCCCUCUGUAUAAGAUAACCAUUUAGAGUUUAUAUAGGGCAAUUCUUUUUGUUUGGAGGUAAAGCAGGUGCAGCUGCAUUUCCUGUUGUGAAGAACACAGAGAAGCAAAAUGGAGAAUUCUCUUAAAAGUACUACUGACUGCACGGGAGGCAAGAAAGAGAACUGAAACCCUCUUUCAGAGUUACUGGAAUUGGCUACUUGUAUGUUUGCAAUGCAUUAUAUGCUUGGAGUGGUGGUGGUGGAACAGCAUUAACUGGGGGAAGGUGGGGAAUGGAGCCCUAAAAGGGGAAAUGGAUUUGGGACAGCGAGAAACCAGAAUGUUGGAUUGACUGGAGAGGAGCAAUGUUGUCAAAUCCUGUGUUUCACAGGGGGUUAAUAGUCACUGUUUUUAAAAGACUACUUUACAUUGGAGAAUUCCAGGCCAAACACUAAGAACCAUGGGAAUUUAUUCUUGUUAUAAAUCUUGUUUUAGUUUUUAAAGAAGUCUUAAGAGUGUGCCCUUUCUGGUGUAGCUGACAAAGGGAGAAACUAAACUUGUUUAGCUCCAAGUGCCUGGCACAGUAUGUGAUGUGUCUUUAGAAGGUGCUUGAACUUAUUGUGCACUGUAGUACAAACAGUCACUGUUUGGUUUUAUUUGAAAAACAGUAGUUUGGCAAUUUGUAUUUAAUUUUAAAUCCUGUUUUCUGAUAGCUUCUGCCUUUUUUAUGCCAAGAGGCUGGCCUAUGAAGAAUGUUGGGUGAUGGAUCAUGUUCCCAUAAUGAAAUGUGCUACAGAACACUCUCAGUAUUUUUCUUUCUUACUUUUUUUGUAACUAAAUAUUAGCUACCGAGCUAAAAUGGAUUCCUGCCUUACACCUAUGGAGGUUUUUAAAAAAAACUUUCAAGGCCCUAGUUCCAACCACAUCUGCUGCAGGUGCAGCCAACUCCAAUCCCGAAAGUAACCUAAAAAGUAUGAAUGUGUACAUGACGGACAUCGUGAAGAAGUUGUUUUGUGUUUUCUUUCAUGUAGCAUUUCAUUUGGAAAGAUGGGUUGUGGUUGUCCCCGUUGCUCUAAGGGAGCCCUGUCCAUGGUCACAUAAACCCUCAUUCUGUAAAAACAAACACAACUGCAGUGGUUACUGAAAUGGCACUUUGAUUUUAUACACAGUAUGCUUGUUUUACAUGGACACACUACCAGAAAUUAAAAAUACCAAGCAUAGUCUGUGCUCUUAACGCUGAAGGGAAAAACCACAAUUUGAAUUAUACAGAGUUUACUUUUUAUUGAUAUGAACUUGUUGUACUAAAUCUGAUGUCUGGAUAUAACUUCCCUAAUAUAUAUUGUUACUUAAAUAUACAGAAUUAGACUGACCACUAACACAGUGCUGGGUGUUAACCUCAACUCCUAUGUUACAGCAAGAGGCUGUUUGUGCAAGCCUGUCUAGACAUCUAGAAAGCUAAGAGUAUUUACUUGCCUCUUUGACAAACAUUAACAUGAGUAUGUUACUUGUGCCAGGUUUUUUUUUG
Ficedula albicollis (Collared flycatcher) is the source of this 3231-nucleotide messenger RNA. It is a transcript of the gene DYNC1LI2, whose product is annotated as dynein cytoplasmic 1 light intermediate chain 2. Gene Ontology annotation, molecular function: dynein heavy chain binding. Gene Ontology annotation, cellular component: centrosome; cytoplasmic dynein complex. The record is from RefSeq and is a predicted model, not a curated record. Gene Ontology annotation, biological process: microtubule cytoskeleton organization; microtubule-based movement. NCBI's taxonomy places the organism in Eukaryota, Metazoa, Chordata, Aves, Passeriformes, Muscicapidae. Bases 281 to 1552 code for a protein of 423 amino acids. The transcript is spliced from 12 exons.